AUGUCUCUUAACGAAAUAUUAGAAACAGAAUUUUUGAGACGUCCAGUUGAACGAUGGAAAGAUUUAAUUCCAAUAAUCAAAUCAUUUUCUAUUCCAACAUCAUUCUUCAUCUAUUUAUCAAAUAAACUUCCUAUUGAAAAAGCAUAUCAUUUAAUUGAACAUCAUCCAAAAUUAUAUAAAAAUUUAUUCAUUAGAUUAGUGAAGGAAAAUACAACUAUAGAAUAUUGGGACAAAUUAACAAAUAUACUUCUUCCAUUGGCAGAUGGUAAUCCAAACAUUUCAAGUGAUUUAUUAAAUAUAUUCAUUGCAAAAGCAUAUAAGUUUAAUGAACAUAUUGAUACUACUUUCAUUGAAUAUAUUUUAAAUAAUCAACACAUUAAUUUUAAACAAGCAGUUACUAAACUAUAUAAAGAUAAAAGAUAUAUUUCAUAUAUUCUAAAAAAAAGUGAUAGAUAUGCAGUUGAAUUAUAUUGUACUUAUAUUCAUUCUUUAUUAGUCAAACCUACAUUUGAUUGGAUUAAUGAAGCAGUACAAAGAGAUGUUAAAAUUUCUAUUCCAAUUUGUUCAACACCACAAUUAUUAACUUCACUUUCUAUUCAUGACCAAUUUCAAUUAUUAAAAAAAGCAUUACAGAAAGAACCAAAAUUUAUUCUUGUUACUUCAUUAAGAAAUAUUAUUGACUCAUUGAAUGAAAGUGAUUUAUCUGAUUGUCUUCAAAUAGUUGAACCAGGAAUGAUGUAUAAUUGUAUUUGUCUUGGAAAUGAUGGAAUAGAAGAUAUAUUAAAAAAUAUUAGAAGUAUUAUAAUUAUUAAACAAAAUAUUGACUCUUUAAAUAAUGAUUAUGAUAAAUGUUAUUCAUUUUUUGAUUCUUUGUUUAGUAAAACAAAAGCAAAUUUCAAUGAAGUUUAUGAAUAUUUAAUUCUUAAAGAAUAUUACUUUGCCUGUGCUGUUUGUUUAGUGAUGUAUAAACAACAUCAUUUAGCAAUUGAACUUCUUCUAAAACACAUGGAAGUGUUGCCAAGUAAAGAGGAGGUUCUGCAGUUAGUUAUGAAACUUUCAUUAGAGAUAGAAAAUAAAGAAUACCAAAUCGAUCUUUUUGAUAAAUUCCUUCGUUUGUCUGUAGAAUUAGAUAUUAGUUCUAAGGUCUUCAAUCAAAUUCUAAAAGAUCAAUUUAAAGCAAAUUCUUCUUUUGUGGUAAAAUAUUUUUUAGAUGUUACUUUUAAAGAGCCAAUCGACCUAGCAUAUGAACCACUAUUAUAUAAAAUAGAACCAUCACUUCUUUCAAAAUUUGAACAAAUUAAAUAUAGAAAUAAAAAUACUAUUCUUGAAGAUGGCAAAGUACUUCAAUUACAACUCUUAUCUUCACUAAAUAAAUCUAUAGACUUUUCCGUUCAAACAACUGUCAAACUUUUAGGAGAACAUGAACAUUUUGUUGUGUGGUGUCCAAAGCAGCAUUCUUUUGACUUAGAAACUAUAGAAGAAAUAAUUAAAGAGUUUCAAUUAAAAUAUCCAACAAAUAAAGUAGUAAAAGAGUUAAUUGACCUUUACCACCAGUUUAAAACAAACAAUAAUAAAGGAAAAUUAAUUUGUCCUUUCUGUUUGAAGCACACUUUAACAAAAUAA
Molecule: messenger RNA, 1623 nt
Organism: Entamoeba nuttalli P19
Lineage: Eukaryota; Evosea; Mastigamoebida; Endamoebidae
Exons: 1
Coding region: 1-1623 (540 amino acids)
Source: RefSeq, a predicted model, not a curated record